Sporothrix schenckii 1099-18 is the source of this 1029-nucleotide messenger RNA. RefSeq lists its product as uncharacterized. The transcript has a single exon. The coding region runs from base 1 to 1029 and encodes 342 amino acids. Gene Ontology annotation, molecular function: hydrolase activity, acting on carbon-nitrogen (but not peptide) bonds, in linear amides. Lineage: Eukaryota; Fungi; Ascomycota; Sordariomycetes; Ophiostomatales; Ophiostomataceae. The record is from RefSeq and is a predicted model, not a curated record.
AUGGCUCGGAUUCUCAGGGUAGCUGCGGCCCAGCUGGGUCCAAACCACCUUGAUACACCACGUGAGGACAUUCUCGACCGCAUCAUCAAGCUGCUCCGGGCCGCCGGCCAGAAGGGCGCCCAGCUAGUCGUGUUUCCAGAGACCGCCCUGACAACAUUCUUUCCGCGCUACAGGCUGGAGGACGUCCCUCAAUCUGACCAGUACUUUGAAGAUGGCAGCACCUUGCUUACAUCGACAAGAACGCGGCCGAUUUUUGACGAGGCGGCUAUCCUGGGACUGGAUGUCUGUCUUGGGUUUGCCGAGAAAAGCUCUGAAGGAGGGCAACGGCGUCAACACAACUCGUGCGUCUACUACUCUGCUAAGAGGAGAGACAUCCUUGCCAAGUACCGCAAGAUCCAUCUCCCGGGUACGCUACAACCUUUUGAAGACGCUGGUGCUAUCAACCAGCUGGAGAAGCUUUGGUUCUCUCCAGGCGACCUGGGCUUCACGGCAUUUCGCGCGCCCGGUCUAGUUCUCAACGCCGCGAAACUAUCCGUCGACAGUGAUGGCAUCAACAACAACGGCAAUGACAGAGACGACAACAGAGGAGACCCCAUCAUGGGCAUGAUGAUCUGCAACGACCGGCGCUGGGCCGAGAGCUGGCGAUGCUACGGCCUUCAAGGGGCGGAAGUCAUUCUCUGCGGAUACAACACAACAGCGUGGGCACCGGACCUCUGCGGCAAGGCCGAAAUUCAGCAGACAUACGAGGAGUCGGAGGAGGAGUCAAUGUUCCAGCACAGACUCGUGAUGACGGCCAACUCGUACAUGAACAGCUGCUUUUCCAUCUCCGCUGCGAAAUCAGGGGUCGAAGACGGCAAAUACGGAUUGAUCCGGGGCAGCAUGAUUGUGUCCCCCGACGGCUAUGUGCUGGCCGAAGCCAAAACCAAGGGCGAUGAAGUCAUCUUUGCCGAGCUUGACCUAGACGACUGUCUUCCGGGGAAAUCUAUGGUGAGCCUCCUCUCCCAGGCCAUGAUUAAUUUCAGCCCGUAA